Molecule: messenger RNA, 246 nt
Organism: Caenorhabditis angaria
Lineage: Eukaryota; Metazoa; Nematoda; Chromadorea; Rhabditida; Rhabditidae
Source: the annotation of a GenBank genome assembly
AUGGAGGAGGGAAUCGAAUCGACUCGAAUCGGUUCGAAUCGACUCGAAUCGGUUCGAAUCGACUCGAAUCGACUCGAAUCGGUUCGAAUCGACUCGAAUCGACUCGAAUCGGUUCGAAUCGGUUCGAAUCGACUCGAAUCGGUUCGAAUCGACUCGAAUCGACUCGAAUCGGUUCGAAUCGGUUCGAAUCGACUCGAAUCGGAUCGAAUCAAGCGGGUAGCUAACAAGAGUCAAGCGGGUAGCUAA